Raphanus sativus (radish) is the source of this 1439-nucleotide messenger RNA. Its product is annotated as probable lipid desaturase ADS3.2, chloroplastic. Lineage: Eukaryota; Viridiplantae; Streptophyta; Magnoliopsida; Brassicales; Brassicaceae. Bases 27 to 1112 code for a protein of 361 amino acids. Gene Ontology annotation, biological process: lipid metabolic process. Gene Ontology annotation, molecular function: oxidoreductase activity, acting on paired donors, with oxidation of a pair of donors resulting in the reduction of molecular oxygen to two molecules of water. The transcript is spliced from 5 exons. Gene Ontology annotation, cellular component: endoplasmic reticulum membrane. The record is from RefSeq and is a predicted model, not a curated record.
GCAUCAUGCUUUGAAAACCUGAACCCAUGGUGUCUCUAGCUACAACUCUCAAACCACUCUCUCCGCUUUCAUCAUUUGUUAAACAACAUAAAACCAGUAACAAUAAUGCUUUCUCUACUUAUUGCACCUAUACCUAUACAAACUCAGGUCUCUUCAAACGAGAAGGAGCCGUGCCUCAGAAGAAAUAUACGUUCGUGGGUGUUCAUGAUGCAUCAGAUCAGGUCGAGAGCUCCUGGACGAUACCAUUGUCCGAGGUUGUGGUGGUCAGAAAGAAGAAAGCAUUUUGGCAAAGGAGUUGGAAUUAUUGGGAUGUGAUCAGGUUAGUCCAAUUCGCUGGGGUUCAUUUGCUGAGCCUCUCGGCUCCAUUUUACUUCAAUUGGUCAGCUUUUCGUGUUUUCUUUUGGAUCGUUGUCAUCAAUGGAAUCUGUAUCACCUUGUGUUAUCAUCGGAAUCUAUCUCACCGAAGUUUUGAUCUACCGAAAUGGCUCGAGUAUCUAUUUGCUUAUGGUGGCCUUCUGGCUUUUCAGGGAGACCCAAUAGAGUGGGUGAGCAACCAUCGGUACCAUCAUAAGCAUUGUGAUACACAACGUGACCCACACAGUCCUAUACAGGGAUUUUGGUUUAGUCACAUGACUUGGAUAUUUGAUUCAGGUUGUAUCCACAGAAAGUGUGGUGGACAGGAGAAUGCAAACGAUCUCGUGAGGCAGCCCUUCUACAAGUUCCUCCAGCGAACCAUACUUUUUCAUGAAAUGGCUUUUGCUCUUCUCCUCUAUAUUGGUGGACGCAUGCCCUUCCUCGUCUGGGGAAUCGGUGUGGCAAAUGUGGCUCGAUACCACGGGACUUUUCUGGUGAACUCAGUUUGCCAUACAUGGGGAACACGAGCUUGGAACACACCUGACCUCUCCAAAAACAAUGGGUGGGUAGCGGCUAUAACAUUUGGUGAAGGAUGGCAUAACAAUCAUCAUGCGUUCGAGUUCUCGGCUAGGCAUGGACUAGAGUGGUGGCAGCUCGACUUUACUUGGUAUCUUAUUAAAUUUCUCGAAGCUAUUGGCUUGGCCACAAACGUUAAGUUACCUUCUGAAGCUCAAAAGAAGACGAUGGCUUGUAACUAGUUCUAUUAUUGAUGUUCGGUCCUAUAUAUAUGGAUAAUAAAGUCAAGUCAAUGGGAGUUAUAACCGUGAUUUGUUAGAUAAGAUAUAAGUUUACGUGUGGGUGGGUGUUGUCUUAAAAAAGAACACAAGCUUCAGACCGUACUCUUUUUUUUUGUCUAAGUUUCUUUGUCCAGUUACUCACAAACAAAACGAUUACAAACUCGAGUGUUUUUCAUUUUAUAACUUUCUUUUUCUUUUGCACAAACUUCACCACUAUGAACAUUAAUAAGUUUAGUUAAGAGUCCUAAGUAUUAAAAUUAGGAGGUUUAUUUUACUAAGAUCCCACUA